Messenger RNA from Cucurbita moschata (crookneck pumpkin), 1370 nucleotides. RefSeq names its product chitinase-like protein 1. Lineage: Eukaryota; Viridiplantae; Streptophyta; Magnoliopsida; Cucurbitales; Cucurbitaceae. The transcript is spliced from 4 exons. Gene Ontology annotation, molecular function: chitinase activity. Bases 176 to 1132 code for a protein of 318 amino acids. Gene Ontology annotation, biological process: carbohydrate metabolic process; chitin catabolic process; cell wall macromolecule catabolic process. The record is from RefSeq and is a predicted model, not a curated record.
CUAAAACAAAAAAUGGCUUCAAUCAAUGGCGUCUACAAGCUGAAAAAGACUCCCGAUCUAACCCCUUUUAACGAUUCUUCCUUCUCCUUUGUCUUCUUUUGUUCAUUUGCAAGUUAAGGACAGCACCCUCUCUCUAAUCAGCCCAAUCGCGGCCAUUUCAGUGUGAGAGGCGAAAAUGGCUGUGAAUUGCUCUCUUCUGGUGAUACUGGCGCUGGUUGUAAUGGCGUCGGUAGUGAGUGGAGAUGAACCUUCGAUUAAGCCGAAGGUUAAGAUUGUUAAGGGGAAGAAGCUUUGUGAUAGAGGAUGGGAGUGUACCUGGUCUUCUUAUUGUUGCAAUUUGACCAUUACUGACUACUUCGAGACCUAUCAAUUUGAGAAUCUCUUCUCGAAGCGUAAUUCGCCGGUGGCCCAUGCCGUCGGGUUCUGGGACUUCCAUUCCUUCAUUCUGGCUGCUGCUCAGUUCGAGCCGCUCGGAUUUGGAACCACUGGGGAUAAGAAGAUGCAGAUGAAAGAGAUUGCUGCUUUCUUGGGGCAUGUCGGCUCUAAGACCUCUUGUGGUGAUGGAGUGGUCACAGGAGGGCCACUUGCUUGGGGUCUUUGUUUCAAUAAGGAGAUGAGUCCUAGCCAGGAUUAUUGUGAUGACUACUUCAAGCUUACCUAUCCUUGUGCUCCUGGUGCUCAAUAUUAUGGCCGUGGUGCUCUGCCCAUUUUCUGGAAUUACAAUUACGGUAAGAUUGGCGAUGCUUUGAAGAUAGAUCUGUUGCAUCAUCCUGAAUAUGUGGAGCAGAAUGCAACCAUUGCAUUUCAAACUGCAAUAUGGAAGUGGAUGAACCCAGUGAAGAAGUCACAGCCUUCACCUCAUGAUGUCUUUGUUGGCAAUUGGAAACCCACAAAGAACGACACCUUGUCCAAAAGGGUUCCUGGUUUUGGUACAACCAUGAACAUUCUCUAUGGAGAUUCCAUCUGUGGGAAGGGUGAUAUCGACCCGAUGAACAACAUCAUUUCUCAUUACCUAUACUACCUCGACCUGAUGGGUCUUAGUCGGGAUGAGGCCGGGACUCACGAAACGCUUUCGUGUGCUGAGCAGAUUCCGUUCAAUCCAACUUACGUCGCUCCUGCUGCAGCUUCUUGAGAUCCAUCCAUGACAAUGGGUUGUAAGCAUCCAGAAUUUCCACUAGUUCAAGUAAGAACCGAGACAUCCUUAUACAAUUAUUUAAAGUGUGCAGUAUGUUUGUCAUAUUUAUACUCCUAGGAUUUCAGUGUUUCUGAGAUGUCAAUGAAUCGCUUGGUAUAUAAUAUAUCUGUAUUACUAUGAACAAUUUGGUUUCUUGGUCGAAAUGUGUGUUGCCGACAUGUUCUUCCUUGUCUGA